AUGUUGGAAGACGACAAUCGAAUCUACGGCCCCAGCCAGCUGCGUGUCUUCCGGACCCAACUUGUGCUCUCGUUGGCAAUCGGAAUAUCCACAUUUCUUCUUUUCUGCGUGCUUCGCCGAAGGUGGCCUCACAUGUACGCCGUCAGAACUCUCCGCAAGAACCUGAUCCUCCAGAAACUGUUACCCAAUGACUUGUUCAAAUGGGUGGGUGCCGUUUUGGCCAUCACUGAUGAAGAGGUGUUGGAAUACUCGGGCUUGGACGCGUUUGUGGUGUUGGCGUUCUUUAAGAUGGGCAUUCUCACCUUCCUGUUGCUCUCUCUAGCGGGGGUGCUUAUAUUGAGUCCGAUUCGUUACUACUUCACCGGCAACUACGACAAGGAUAACAUUGCGUGGCUGGUGGUCCUCAGCUUCUCAUCCGGUGGCAAACCUCCUUUGGAUGAGGAGUUUCCUCGCUAUUUGUGGGUCUACCCGGUGUUCACCUACUUUUUCUCGGGAAUCGUCUACUGGUCGCUCUUUACCUACACCUCGUUGGUGAUAAGGACCCGCCAGAAGUACUUGGCGUCACAGAACUCCAUUACUGACAGAACCAUCAAGGUUGAUGGAAUUCCGAAAAGACUUAUUCGUAAAAACGACCCGCUUCUUCUCAAACGCUUCAUUGAGGACUUGGGGAUUGGCAGAGUGGUCGACGUCAAGCUUAUCUACGAUUGGCUGCCCCUACAGGAGUUGUUUGACGAGCGCAGCCUUCUUAUUCUGAAGUUGGAAAAGCUCUACUCUCGAUAUUACGGCUUGAAAAUUGACUUGUACAACAAACACAAACUACCUCGUGUUUUGCCGAAAGCAAAUCCCGAUAACCCACCCGAGACUCCCGCAAAGGCCAGGAUCCACUUGCGUAUUGAUGCAUUAGCUGGCGACCUCACGAAGCUUGACCGGAAGAUCCGUACUGUCCAAAAGAAAUUUGAUUUGUCGCUGUCGACCAUUCCCACCGGUAAAGAUUCCGAGUUCAAGCUCCUUCCGUCUGCUUUCAUCACCAUGGACUCGGUUGCCUCGGCUCAAAUGGCGGCGCAGACAGUGCUUGACCCCCGUGUUUAUAAGCUUAUGGUUUCGCUUGCUCCAGCAGCGAAGGAUAUCAACUGGAAAAAUCUUAAGCUUUCCUAUUACGAAAAGCUCUCCAAGUCCUACAUGAUCACCUUUUUCAUUGUGUUGAGUUACUCGGUAAUUUUCUUUCUAGUCACCACGUUAUCUACUUUGCUUGACAUUAAGACCAUUACCAAGGUGUGGCCUGCUUUAGGUCACCUCAUUGCACAAAACAAGUGGUUGAGUACCUUCGUUACGGGUAUCUUGCCACCAUUAUUGUUUUCCUUGAUGAACGUACUGUUCCCCUACUUGUACAAGUAUCUUACCCUCAUGCAAGGAUAUGCACUGUCCAGCGAGAUCGAAUUGUCAACACUCCUGAAGAAUUUCUUCUUCAUUUUUUUCAUAUUGUUUUUGGUCUUCACCAUCACCGGUACCUUGUGGGAUUACUUCACUUCUAUAGGAGACACCACAAAAUUUGCAUCCCAAUUGGCCAGCUCACUCAAGAAGCUCUCUUUGUUUUAUGUGGAUUUAAUCUUGUUGCAGGGCUUGGCAAUGUUUCCAGUGAAGUUGCUUCAAAUCGGAGACUUCGUAAUCUUGAAUGUGAUUGGGAAACUUUUCCUCUUGAAGAACAUUUUUUUGAAAACUCCAAGAGAUUACAGAUUCUUCUAUUACACACCCCCUGUGUUCGAUUUUGGAAUCAACCUCCCCCAGCAUAUUUUAAUCUUUAUCAUUAUCCUCAUUUACCUGGUUGUUUCCACUAAGAUUGUCACUAGCGGACUAGUUUAUUUCAUUUUGGGGUACUUCGUUUACAAGUAUCAACUCAUCUACAGCUUUGUGCACCCACCACAUUCCACGGGUAAGGUUUGGCCAAUGAUUUUCAGACGCCUCAUUUUCGGACUCAUUAUCUUCCAACUCUUCAUGUGUGGAACAUUGGCACUUGAGGGGGCGAUCUUAUUAUCGGUGCUUUGUACUCCAUUGUUUGUGGUGACCUUGAUUGUUGCGUGGAAUUUUGAGAAGUAUUAUCUUCCACUCCACAAUUUCAUUGCCCUUCGAGCCAUUCAAAAUCCUUUUGAUUAUGACAAAGAAUUCAAUGAUGACCUGCUGCUGGUGACAUCUCCGAUUGCGGGCAACGAUUCUGUGAAUGCUAGUGGCGAGUCCUUAUUGCUGCAUGUUAAAUCGAGACCUAUUUUGGAAGAGCGUCAAGAAGAUAACAAUAAUGAGAUCAGCAGUGACACAGAAGAAAGAAAUGAUGUACCCACAGAAAGUUCUAUUCUUUUAGAUGGCGACUUCUCCACAGUCUAUCACGGCGGAAUUAAUAGGCACCGACGUAAGGUUUCAACCGUGGAUGAAGAAAGAGAGCAAUUUACCGAUUACACAUAUCCUAAUUUGGUUGACCCGUUAUUUGGCCCGUGGAUUGGAUUCGAGGGUGACUUCAUAACAAUGGUUGAGUACCGCGAGGACAGCAAUGAACGAGAGGUGAAUGCAGCUGAGUUGGAAAAUGGAGACACUUCUGUGAUUUCACACUCUCAUAAUGGGGAAUUCAUACUCCGCAAGCGCAUUCAAGUCCCCGAAUGGGAAUAA
This is a messenger RNA of Sungouiella intermedia, 2655 nucleotides long. The record is from the annotation of a GenBank genome assembly. Lineage: Eukaryota; Fungi; Ascomycota; Pichiomycetes; Serinales; Metschnikowiaceae.